GCACCAUAGAGCUGAAAGGGGAAGCGGAAGCGCGCGAGGUGGCGAUGAGGCGGCUGAGGUGGCAGCGGCGGGAGCGCGGCCGGGCGGGAGCCGCUGUCUCCCCCCGCGGCCCCGACGCGGAGCUCGGGGCCGGCCGCGCCCGCGGCCUGCGCGCACACGGGCCGCCCUGCCCCCCGGGGACACCGCCGCCGCGGGGGCCGCGCCGCUGCCCGCCCCGCGCCGCCUGACGCGCCCGACGCCCCGCGCCUGCCAUGUCCCGCGGCUGCCGGCGCCCUGGGCCUCGGAGCGGCUCCGGGGGCCUGUCCCGGCCGUAGCGGGCCCGCCGCGGCCGCGCUCCCCCCCGCCGGGCGCCGCCAUGCGCCUGGCCGCGCUGCUGGCCGCGCUGCGGCCCGUGCUGCCGCUGCUGCUGGGCCUGUCGCUGGGCUGCAGCCUGAGCCUGCUGCGGGCCUCCUGGAGCCAGGCCGCCGGCGAGGACGCCUGCCCGGCGGCGGCGGGGCGGCCCGGGCCGCCCGGCGGCGGAGCAGGGCCGGAGGCAGCGGGCGAGGGGCCGGGCCAGGACCGCGAGGACUUCAGGCCCAGGAUCGUGCCGUACUACAGGGACCCCAGCAAGCCGUACAAGAAAGUGCUCAGAACUCGCUACAUUCAGACAGAACUGGGAUUCCACGAGAGACUCUUUGUGGCUGUGCUGACCUCCAAAACUACCUUGAAUACGCUGGCGGUGGCAGUGAACAAGACGGUGGCCCACCACUUCCCACGCCUGCUGUACUUCACGGGGUUGCGCGGCGCCAAGGUGCCCCACGGCAUGGUGCUGGUGGCCCACGGGGAUGAGCGUCCCAUCUGGCUGAUGUACGAGACCAUGCAUUACAUCCACCAGCACUUCGGUUCUGACUACGACUGGUUCUACAUCAUGCAGGAUGAUACCUACGCGCAGGCAGAGCAGGUCAAGGCUCUGGUGACGCACCUGAGUAUUAACCAGGAUGUCUACCUGGGGCGAGCGGAGGAGUUCAUCGGGGGAGACGAGCAGGCCCGCUACUGCCACGGCGGCUUUGGCUACCUGCUUUCCCGCAGCCUGCUGCUGAAGCUCCACCAGCACCUGGACAGCUGCCGGAAUGAGAUCCUGAGCGUGCGCCCGGAUGAGUGGCUGGGACGCUGCAUCAUUGAUUUCCUUGGCAUCGCUUGUGUUUCCCAGCUCCAGGGCCAGCAUUAUCACACCUACGAACUGGCCAAAAACGCCGAGCCGGAGAAGGAGGACGAGGAGGAGUUCCAAGCAGCUCUUGCUGUGCACCCUGUUCCUGAUGUGACGCUCAUGUACCGGCUGCACAAGCGCUUCAGCAGGAUCCAGCUGGACAGAGCCUACCAGGAGAUCCAGGACCUCCAGAUGCAGAUCAGGAACCUGACAUCACUGACCCCCGCAGGCAAGGCAGGCUUGACGUGGCCUGUGGGCAUUAACGCCCCGUUUCUUCCCAAGUCCCGUUUUGAGGUAAUCAGCUGGGACUACUUCACCGAGCAGCACCUCUUCUCCUGUCCUGAUGGUUCCCCGAAGUGUGAGCUCUCUGGAGCCAGCAAAGCAGAUGUCAGUGAUGUUAUUGAGUCAGCACUUGAGCAACUUAACAGCCGCUACCAGCCUCUGCUCCGCUUCAGCAAGCGGCAGUUGCUGAACGGCUAUCGGCGCUUUGACCCCACGCGGGGCAUGGAAUAUACACUGGAUCUCUUGCUGGAGGCGGUGACCCAGAAGGGUCACAGUCACAUUCUGGUCAAACGAGUGAGCUUGGUGCGGCCCCUCAGUAAGGUGGAAAUUAUUCCCAUGCCGUAUGUAACGGAGGCCACGCGGGUGCAGCUGGUGCUUCCCUUGACCGUGCAGGACCUCGACUUUGUGGCAAACUUCCUGGACAUGUUUGCUAUGAACACGCUGGACACCCACGACAAUGCCUUGCUGACCCUGCUUUUCAUCUACCAUCCCUACGAUGCCCAGAGAGUCAGCCAAGUGGAUGUUUUCGCUGGAGUCAAAGCUAUGGUAGGAGAGCUGGAGAAACGCUAUGCAGAAGUUAAAAUCCCCUGGAUUAGUGUCAAAACUGAGGUGCCAUCUCAAGUGAAACUCAUGGAUAUAGUGUCAAAGAAGCAUCCUGUGGACACCCUGUUCUUCCUGGCCAGCGUGUGGACAGAAAUCAACACGGAGUUCCUGAACCGCUGCCGCAUGAAUACCAUCAGCAAUUGGCAGGUCUUUUUCCCAGUGCAUUUCCAAGAGUUCAACCCUGCUUUGGUGUACCGUGGGGAGCAGGCUGCUUCCUCCAGCACCGACUUCCUGAGGGAUGGGCACUUUGACAGACAUUCCUUUGCUGAAGCCUGCUUUUAUAACUCUGACUAUAUGACAGCACGUACCAAGCUAGCAGCGGAUAUCCUAGACCGGGAUGAGGUGCUGGAGAGCAUGGAGGUCUUUGAUGUCUUCCUCCACUAUUCUGGUCUGCACCUAUUUCGGGCUGUGGAACCAGGGUUAGUGCAGAAAUAUGCAUUGAGGAGCUGCAACCCGCGACUGAGUGAGGAGUUGUACCAUCGCUGUAUGCUCAGUAACUUGGAGGGACUUGCAUCUCGCUCACAUUUAGCCAUGGCCCUCUUUGAGCAGGAACAGGCCAACAGCACUUGAGAGACUGGAGACAUCAAGAGCUUCUUAGCACCUUAACACUUGGCACUUUCCACCCUCUUCCCAGCCUGGCCGUGGGAGAAGGGCAUGAGAGGUCAAGAGAAGAGGGAGACUUUCACAGCCUCGCUCGGAGGCACAGGCAUGGGCUGUGGAGAGAGGCUGUUUGUUUUUUAAAAAUAAAUAAAAGUUUCUUUCCAAGCAGA
Molecule: messenger RNA, 2841 nt
Organism: Dromaius novaehollandiae (emu)
Lineage: Eukaryota; Metazoa; Chordata; Aves; Casuariiformes; Dromaiidae
Gene: CHPF2
Product: chondroitin polymerizing factor 2
Exons: 4
Coding region: 356-2641 (761 amino acids)
Cellular component (GO): Golgi cisterna membrane
Molecular function (GO): glucuronosyl-N-acetylgalactosaminyl-proteoglycan 4-beta-N-acetylgalactosaminyltransferase activity
Source: RefSeq, a predicted model, not a curated record